Gamsiella multidivaricata is the source of this 4234-nucleotide messenger RNA. RefSeq lists its product as uncharacterized. Gene Ontology annotation, molecular function: nucleosome binding; protein binding. Gene Ontology annotation, cellular component: HIR complex; nucleus. NCBI's taxonomy places the organism in Eukaryota, Fungi, Mortierellomycota, Mortierellomycetes, Mortierellales, Mortierellaceae. Gene Ontology annotation, biological process: chromatin organization. The coding region runs from base 90 to 3986 and encodes 1298 amino acids. The record is from RefSeq and is a predicted model, not a curated record. The transcript has 7 exons.
GAUACAGGAGCGACUUGGACGUUUGAAGACUCACCAAAUCAGAUAUCACCGAUUCGAUUGGAGGAUCGUUAUCGGAGAGAUUGGAGCUCAUGGGGCUACUUUAUAAGUCUUGCGAGGCUCUGAGAGAUAAGGAGAAGCAGUUUCAUUGCAUCUCAGAGAUGUUUGUCCUCGUAGUUGAGACGCUCGUGAACACGAUAACGGACAAGAGUGAGGCUACGGAGGUGUGGUUCCUCUUUGGACAAGUAUCCCAAAUCCUGUUUUUGUUGCGGGAGACGCUGCAGGCGGCGCCUCUUUCCGACCUUCUUCAUUCGCUCGACGAUCGACUGCUUCAGAAGCUUGUGUGCGGUGUUCUGGCGAUUACAAGACUUGGGUUUGUCAACAUUCUUCAUCAGGACCGGCUUGUGGAUGAUGAUAUCAAACUUUCAUACUCGGAUCUCCUGAAGAAUCGACCACAUCUGGAGCAGUUCAACUUGGUCUUGGUCCGCGUAUGGCUCGUCCUGCUACUGCUGCUUCCUGGGUGGAUCCAGGAAGGAUUGACUUCAGGGUCUGACAAUACAGAUCGCACGAUGUCGGAACUCUUGCCGUUAAAUAUGGCGCCCUUGGACCUGAAGGCCAUGGACUUGGACUUUGAAACAACGCAGCGCGUGCUCUCCCAACCUUUGACCACGAACUCUUCAACAGCUCUUGGCCUCUAUACCUGUCCGUCGCAGGAACUGUACAUGGAGCUCAUUGCACAGGUCCACGACGACUUUGGUGUACGAGAGAUCUGCGGAAUCGACGAUAAUCAGCUCAUCAAACUAGCGCUCAAAGUCUCAUCUCCAAUGCAAGGGGCGUUCUACCGGAAAGAGGAAAACCAGUGUUACUACUGCUUUUAUGGCAUAUCACUCAGCGUAGAUGGCCAAUAUCCUAUCGAGCAUUCCUCAGAGCCCGUGGAUUUUGACAAGAAAGCAGCAACAGAGUUUUUCCCCUUGCUCGAGCGAUCGUUAUCUGAUAGAGUAUUGCGAGGACAAGUUAGGGGUGACCUCAAGGAUGCAGUGGAUCGUGUUGAAGAGGCAUUAGGAUCUCCACCAUAUGAGAGCAACUCUAUUCUAGAGUUGAAUCGCCAACUUAUCGACGCCUAUCUUGCGUCGGAAAUCAACUUUGCAGAAGCCAUUCAAGUCAACUCAAAGAAUCAUCUGCCCACUAUGUUGCAGCCGCCUUCAAGCAAACUCCCUUCAGUUUACAGGAGAAUUUACGCUAUCCAAGGCAAAAUAUUUCUCGCCCAGUUCCGGAACAAGGCGAAAAACAACCAAUUCAAGCCUCUCGAGGAUCUGCAGCACGCGAUCGACCAGUUCGGGACUGACAUCCACGUGAACCCCGACAGCUGGGACUCGUGGUACUCCCUUGCGACCUGCUAUGCGUUUCUGGCGGACGAAAAUCUGGUCUUCAGUGCCUCGGAUAUCAAGAACAACUUUUCAAAGAUUACAGACCUGCAAAAGAGGGCGUUCCAUUGUUUCUCACAGGCGGUCAAGUUGACCCCGAAGAGGUGUAGUCGGAGCAGCAAUAAUGACAUAUCUGCCGGAGAGCAUGAGAACCAGCGCACGAAUAACACCAGUCUGUCAUGGGAUGAGCCUAGCCAAGAACGCGACAUUGACGAGCGAGUUGAUUUGGAGGACUGUGAGCCGCGAGGGAGUACAGAUCUAGGCGAGCAACAGCACCACACAGGGAUGAGCAAAAAUUCGGACCACGAAUGGUAUCAGCAGCAAGCGGCGUUUUGGUUUGAUUUUGGCUAUCUCAUUCAUGGCAUCAUGUCGAAGCCGAUGCGGAUGGAGGCUAUGCGUCGUACAGAAGGACUGGAGGCCAUGUCGGACACAGGCGAUCUAGUAACGAUCUCUAUCCCAGAACCGACUGAGGAGCAGGUGUACAAGUUUGCGGCAUUUUGCUUCAAGCGCUCGCUCAUGCUAAACGACCAGAACUGGCGGACGCCGCUUAUGCUCGGAAAGUGCAUUGAGAAGCUAGCUGGGAAGCCAAGCCAGGUGCUGACUCUAUACAAGAUUGCAGCGGAUAAAGUUCCCCAUCGGUCUGGUCAGCCAGGCAACGAAAAGAUCUUUGAGGCAGCGUACAAGGUUAUAUCAACAUUAUCAAAAUACUUAUCAGAAGACAGGAUUAAGCCCUCCAUUGUCGAGUCGCUAAUGACCAAAACACUGGCGAAAUCCAAGUUGAGUGCUGCCGAAGGAGAGUCAUUCAUAUUUGAUCCACCAGAAGAAUACCUUCAAGUGAUCCAAUCCGACCCACCUACAGAAGAGGACUUUCAGAAAAAGCACAAGCUGCAUGCAUUUCGAUUACUUUGUGAGGGUCUCGCAAGAAUCCGGCAUACCGACAAGCGACACUGGCACCACCGUCCUGUCUUCAGACAAGCAUGGAUUCUGUAUCAUAUAUACCACGAUGUUGAGCGCGCCAAGGCCGAGAUGCUGAGUCUUUUCCAGAUCAAAAGCAAUCUCAAGACUCUGGUGAGCUCUGUCUGGAAGCCGGAGUUUGAGCGCAGCGGGAAACAUUUUAUCUAUGUUGGGGAAUAUACAAAGUUCCUCAUCGUGCUCGCUAAGGAGACGAGCGACGUGGAGACUCUGAACAGCCUUGCAAGGAAGAUACGGCGUGCACACGGUUUAUUACUGGAUCUGAAGGAGAUAUGGGAGCUUCUUUAUGACUCGUACAUGUCAGUUCUUGCUGAUCUCGUUGGACCAGAUCCAGUGCUCGCUGUCGCCGAAGUGAUUCCGAGAACCGAGUUUCGAGAGAAGGCUGCCAUCUACGAAGCCAAGAUGUUUGAACAGGCGGCCACGCUUCCCGGAUUGGCGGUCUUGCAGCGGCUAUGCGAGUUGAAAAAGCUGAACGACAGGAUGGCACCAGAGGGCCAGAUGGCUCAUCUGCUGGCUGUAUGCUACAGCAAGUUAUUUAUCGAAGUUGGAGGCGCUGAUUUGUACCCAAAGGAGCUGGUUCGUCAACUUUCUAGCAACUCAGAGCCCCAUGUAACGUCGAGGUAUGGGCAGGCAGAAUCAGGAGAGAAGCUGAUGGAAGAGGGUGAUCCUGCUGUAGAAGCCCAAGAUGAGUCCGCAACAUCUGCCAAGAGCGCACUGACCACGGAUGAGGAGAACGAUCAAGAUAGCAUGCGACUCAAGAUAGAACGGCUGACAACGGAAGGUCAAGCAGACACAGAUACUGCCUCUCCCACCCAUCCCGUCCAAGCAGUGGACAUCCCUCUACCUUCGAUCCUCAUUGAUGGCCAGGAGGCCUUGGAAACCGAUCAAGGCAGUAGUGAAAGCCGUCGCGAGGCUUCGGACUAUUCCAUCGGCAACAUUACGAUGGAUAUUCCCUCUAGUUUAGAUGCGCCCUCAUCACCAGCACUCUCUGCCCAUGCUAAGGAAGGCGAUGGUGCUUCUACUAUAGACGUUGAGCCCGAUAUAGAGGAUUGGAGAACUCGAAAAAAGAUCAGCGCAGCCGAGCUGGCCUCCAGGGCCACUGUCAUGUGCAAAGCACCCCCUCCUUCGCUCAAGGCGCCUCAGACACUUCAGAGCAAACUUGCGGGGCCCGAUAGCCUGCCCUCUCAAGACGAGGCGUCAGCAACUGGCGUUCCCAGUGAGGAAUCGAGAGCUGACACUGUCAUGGCAUCAGCAGAUAAAGCCGUCGACGAGGGCUCGAAUCAUGAUCAUGAUCAGGAUCAGGAUCAGGAUCAGGAUCCUUCUGCAGAUGUAAAGACAACAGAGAGCACCCUGACAACAGAGCCAGCUUCUGAAAAGAUAGCUCGGCCUCUGCAACCAGCUGAUCCGAGCGCACAAUCAUCCAAAAAUAAGGACGACUCCGGUCAGGAAGAUACAGAUGUAGGGAAAAUGCCGUAUUCACAGAGGAUAGAGGGUGAUGAGAGUCCUGAUGGGGGCAGAACAUCGAGAACGCCGUCAAAACGGGUCAGUAGUCGCCGCAACUCAAAAAAUGAGGAGGAUGCAACGAUGUCCUAAAGCAGGUACAGUGCAUGCCUCAGGUUGUACUUUUAGCAAAAUAAAUCUAAUUCUCUUGUCAUGAUUGCGAGAGGAACCAAGGAUGCGAUUGAGUGCUGCAUUGGGCCAGGGCACCGGUUUUCUUUGGAGUCUGAGAUCUGAGUGGUCCAAUGCUACCUUCUUAAAUCCGUUUCAAAGGAUGAGACUUCCCACGCCACCAAUUUUCCUCGCCUCAUUUUACCCCGGAGAUGUUGAGCAAGCUAGCAAGU